GCCCUCAGCGCGGGGCCCGGAGCCUGCGCAGUGCGGCGGGGAGCGGCCUCCCGGCCCUGCCCUGCCCUGCCCGGCCCUGCCCGCCCUGCCCCGUGCCCGCCCGCCCGCGGGGUAACCGCGCCGGGGCCGCUGCCCCGCUCCCCGCGGGGCCUGUGGGCACCGGGGGCCGCGCCGCGACAGCGCCCCGCCCGCGCCCGCAUGGGCCUGGCCGAGCCAUGGCCGCCCUGUACCAGAGCGCGGACCCGUCCGCCUCGGCCUCGCCGAACAAGCUGCUGGCGCUGAAGGACGUGCGGCAGGUGAAGGAGGAGACCACGCUGGACGAGAAGCUUUUCCUGCUGGCCUGCGACAAAGGUGACUAUUACAUGGUUAAGAAACUCCUGGAGGAAAACAGCUCGGGGGAAAUGAAUAUAAAUUGUGUGGAUGUGCUUGGACGAAAUGCUGUUACCAUAACCAUUGAAAAUGAAAACUUGGACAUACUACAGCUCCUUUUGGAUUACGGCUGCCAGUCAUCGGAUGCACUUUUGGUGGCUAUUGACUCGGAAGUGGUGGGAGCUGUGGACAUUCUGCUUAAUCACCGACCCAAAAGAUCCUCCAGACCGACCAUUGUGAAAUUAAUGGAACGCAUUCAGAACCCAGAGUACUCAACGACCAUGGAUGUGGCACCAGUCAUUUUAGCUGCUCAUCGGAACAACUAUGAAAUUCUCACCAUGCUGCUAAAGCAAGAUAUAUCCUUGCCCAAACCUCAUGCUGUAGGCUGUGAAUGCACACUGUGUACUGCCAAGAACAAAAAAGAUAGUCUGCGACAUUCCAGGUUUCGUCUUGACAUUUAUCGGUGUUUAGCCAGUCCUGCUUUAAUAAUGUUGACAGAGGAGGAUCCAAUCCUACGAGCUUUUGAACUCAGUGCAGACUUGAAAGAAUUAAGCCUUGUUGAGGUUGAAUUCAGAAAUGAUUAUGAGGAGCUCGCUCAACAGUGCAAAACCUUUGCUAAAGAUCUGCUUGCACAAGCACGGAAUUCCCGGGAGCUGGAAGUGAUUCUGAAUCACACAUCCAGCGAUGAACAUGUAGACAAGCGAGGAUUGUUGGAAGAGAGGAUGAACCUAAGCCGCUUAAAACUUGCAAUCAAGUAUAAUCAAAAAGAGUUUGUUGCCCAGUCCAACUGUCAGCAGUUCCUGAACACGGUGUGGUUCGGGCAGAUGGCCGGCUAUCGCCGCAAGCACACCUGCAAGAAGAUCUUGACUGUUUUGAUGGUUGGCAUUUUCUGGCCAGUUCUGUCCCUGUGUUAUUUGUUAGCUCCUAAAUCUCGAGUUGGUCGAAUGAUUCACACUCCUUUUAUGAAGUUUAUUAUUCAUGGAGCUUCAUAUUUCACGUUUCUCUUAUUACUCAAUUUGUACUCCCUUGUCUACAAUGAGAAUAAGAAGAAUACAAUGGGACCAGCCCUUGAGAGAAUAGACUAUCUUCUGAUAAUCUGGCUAAUUGGAAUGGUGUGGUCAGAUGUUAAGAGACUCUGGUAUGAGGGUUUAGAAGAUUUUUUAGAAGAAUCCCGUAAUCAGCUUAGUUUUGUCAUGAAUUCCCUGUAUUUGGCAACUUUUGCCCUCAAGGUCGUUGCCCAUAACAAGUUCCAUGACUAUGCUGAAAGGAAGGACUGGGAUGCAUUCCAUCCUACCCUAGUAGCAGAAGGACUUUUUGCUUUUGCUAAUGUUCUUAGUUACCUGCGUCUCUUCUUUAUGUACACAACCAGCUCUAUUCUGGGACCACUCCAGAUUUCAAUGGGGCAGAUGCUGCAAGAUUUUGGAAAAUUUCUGGGCAUGUUUCUUCUUGUCUUGUUCUCAUUCACAAUUGGAUUGACACAACUUUAUGAUAAAGGAUUUACUGUAAAUGAAGAAAAGGACUGUGCGGGUAUUUUCUGUGAACAACAGAGCAAUGACACAUUUCAUUCGUUCAUUGGCACAUGUUUUGCUCUGUUCUGGUACAUAUUCUCCCUGGCACAUGUAGCAAUUUUUGUCACACGUUUCAGCUAUGGUGAAGAAUUACAGUCUUUUGUGGGGGCUGUUAUUGUUGGUACCUACAACGUGGUGGUUGUGAUAGUGUUAACUAAACUCCUUGUGGCAAUGCUUCAUAAAAGUUUUCAGCUGAUAGCAAAUCAUGAAGACAAGGAGUGGAAGUUUGCCCGUGCCAAGCUCUGGCUCAGCUACUUUGAUGACAAAUGCACGCUCCCCCCACCUUUCAAUGUCAUCCCCUCUCCCAAGACUAUCUGUUACCUCUUCAACAGUCUCAGUAAAUGGAUCUGCUCUCAUACAUCAAGUGGCAAAGUGAAACGUCAGAACAGCCUUAAGGAAUGGAGAAAUCUGAAGCAAAAGAGAGAUGAGAAUUACCAAAAGGUGAUGUGUUGCUUAGUCCACCGUUACUUGACUUCCAUGAGACAGAAGAUGCAAAGUACGGAUCAGGCAACUGUGGAAAACCUCAACGAACUGCGGCAAGACCUGUCGAAAUUCCGCAAUGAAAUGAGAGACCUGCUUGGCUUCCGAACUUCUAAAUACGCCAUGUUUUAUCCAAGAAACUAAGGCCUAGCUUAUAAACAAGAAGUGUGUACUUUCAGAUACCUGUAGGUAAAGUGUUGCCCUAAUUCUGUUGCCAGAUCAUAUCAACAAGAUAUUGCACAAAAAUACAUUUCAAAAUGCAUUUGCAUGAGUCGCAGCUACAGCAAAGUGAUUGGAAUAAAUGCAAAACCAGAUAUAGUGAUUUUCUUAGGCUUUCAGUGUGUAUAUAAAAUUUGUAUAUAGGAGUUUUUUAAAUGUUCCCCAGAGUGUGGUUGUCAGGUGUCAGAGCUUCUUAACUAGCACAACGUCUUUCUUUCUUCUAUUUUUGCUGUUUGUUCUUUUUUGAUACUUGUUUUUCAAGUUGUGGGGGAAGAUAGGCUUUUUAAACAAAAAUCCAGCCUAUGUUUAUUUUUAAUAGAAAAGUCAGAUAUAGAAUAAUAGAAAAUUUCCAGCACAGUUGGAAAUUAUGUUUGACUGUAGGUUACAGUGCAUGGGAAGACUGUAUGGCUCUGAAAGAGGCAGUUCUAGUUUUGUAUGUUAACCUUGACUGUAAACUAACAUUUAUAGAAUACAGCACAUCAAAUCAUGAAGAUUCUUCCCUUUCAUGGGAACACUGACAUUUUGAACACAAAAUAGACCAACUAUUUCUUGAAUGUUUAUGGUUAUAUGUAAGACAAUCAAUUCCUACUUGGAUUUUUCAGCAGUGCCUCAAUAGUACAUUUUAAUAUAUGUGCUAAGAUUGGGAACAGAAUUUUAAAACUAACCUGUGCACAUUUAAUGUUUGAUGUCUUGGGGUUUUAAAAUCUGGAUAAUAAAUUAUUUGAAUUAUUAAAACCUGUCAUUUAAUGAAAGUGAGGUGGAGCACAUGAGUGCUGUUGUUUGCAGUGCUGAAUAAUUCCUGUGAAACAUUCUACGCUUGUUUCUGUGAGAUCAUCAAGUCUGGUCAUUGGAGAGAUGUACUUUAGAAUGGUCUGCUUAACACAGGUUUUACAUAUCCUACUUUUAAACUUUUUUUUCUUUUUUCCUGUUUUUUACCACAAUUGUUGCCAAGCUAGAAUUCAGUUUGUGUCAGGAAUACUAUGUUUUGUGAAAACAUGUGAUCUGACUUUGCUUACAAUGGACAGUAAGGGCUUUGUGGAUUUUCUGUGCAAGAGGGUCCUUUAUAUGCUUAUAUAUAUAUUAUUCAAGCUGGCAAAUUGUAAUUGAGAAAUGUGAGAUUCCUGUAUUUUUAAUUACAAAAUAAGUAUAUUUAUGACAGCUAAAGGGUUGACUGACAAUUUUGUUGUUACGAUGGUGCUGUUCUACAAUGGUUGUAUGGCUGGAAGGUGCAGGCAGCCAGAGUGGUCUUUGACUGCAGUAGAUUUGGGGAGAUUGAUGGAGUGGAGGCUCACACGAAUGUUUACUUUUUUGAAGGAAUUCUUAUAAAACUUUUUCUUGUAAAGGUAAUAUAUUUUCUGUACUAUGACAUUAUGUAUUUCUGAACCAGGUUUUAAUACUCUGCUUCCAGAAAUGUUACAGUCUAGAGGGAUUCUGAUACUUGAUUUCAUGUGAAUAGGAAGUUAACCUCUUGGUUCAAAGCAAAGAGGAUCACUGAGUUUUGUAUUUGGACUCAGAUCUCAUGUUUGGAUAAUGCACCAACAUAAAAUCUAUGUGCUGUCUGUGUUACAUAGAUCCAAAAAAGGAAGCAGACAAAUAAAAGCUCUUUGAAAAAUGU
Messenger RNA from Neopelma chrysocephalum (saffron-crested tyrant-manakin), 4251 nucleotides. RefSeq names its product transient receptor potential cation channel subfamily C member 1 (gene TRPC1). The record is from RefSeq and is a predicted model, not a curated record. Gene Ontology annotation, biological process: calcium ion transmembrane transport; regulation of cytosolic calcium ion concentration; manganese ion transport. NCBI's taxonomy places the organism in Eukaryota, Metazoa, Chordata, Aves, Passeriformes, Pipridae. Gene Ontology annotation, molecular function: inositol 1,4,5 trisphosphate binding; protein binding; store-operated calcium channel activity. Gene Ontology annotation, cellular component: cation channel complex; membrane. The coding region runs from base 216 to 2561 and encodes 781 amino acids. The transcript has 13 exons.